ACUUCCCGAACGGAGGUCGUGCUGAGUUGUACAAGUUUUAAUUGUUAUUUUCUAAAGCAAUUUCUUUUUUUUCUGUAAAAUUUCGAUACGUAAAAAGGUUAAAAAAGGAAGUUUUUUUUUACAGAACAAACAAUAUGGUAUCAGCAAACGCCAAUCAACUUCGGUACGAUGGCCGAGUGGUGGUCGUUACGGGAGCCGGAGCAGGGUUGGGUCGAGAGUAUGCCCUGUUGUUUGGCUCCCGAGGAGCUAAAGUGGUCGUCAACGAUCUUGGUGGCAACUUCCACGGUCAGGGCAAAUCUAAUGCCGCCGACAAAGUGGUGGAAGAGAUCCGUGCAACCGGUGGUGUUGCCGUUCCGGACUACAACUCCGUGGUGGAUGGUGAUAAAAUCAUUCAAACCGCAAUGGAAGCAUUCGGUCGGGUUGAUGUGCUGAUCAACAAUGCUGGCAUUCUGCGGGACAAAAGCAUUGCCCGAAUUUCCGAUGAAGAUUGGAACCUGAUCCAUGAUGUUCAUUUGAAGGGUAGUUUCGUUACGACUCGGGCCGCUUGGCCAAUAAUGAAGAAGCAAAACUAUGGUCGGAUCAUAAUGACAUCGAGCAAUUCCGGGGUGUAUGGAAAUUUCGGUCAAGCUAACUACAGCGCUGCUAAGCUGGGACUUGUUGGACUGGCAAAUACGGUAGCAAUUGAGGGUGCGAAAAAUAACAUCCAAUGUAAUGUGAUCGUACCCACGGCUGCAUCAAGGAUGACCGAAGGGAUUCUGCCGGAGAUUUUGUUCAAUGAAUUGAAACCGAAACUCAUCGCACCUGUUGUCGCUUAUCUGUGCCACGAGUCCUGCGAGGAUACGGGAUCGAUUAUCGAAAGUGCAGCUGGUUGGGCCACUAAGGUUCACUUUGUCCGGGGCAAGGGAUCCAUUUUGCGAACCGCAAUCGACGAAGAUGUGACUCCCGAAUUUGUGAAGAACGUAUGGGCAGAUGUAACCGAUAUGUCUCAGGCGAAACACCUUAACGCAAUUGGAGAGGCUAGUCUGUCCCUCGUCGAUGUCCUAGAGAAGCUACGCGAUGGAAAGGCCGACAGCAAUGCAGUGACGGACACUUUCAAAUUUAAUUUCAAGGAUGUCAUACUGUACGCCCUCGGUGUUGGGGCCACUGUAACCGAUGAGAGCGAUUUACGAUUUUUAUACGAAAAUCAUGCCGACUUCUCAGUACUCCCUACGUUUUUCAUUCUGCCUGGUCUACUAUCGGUUAUGGGUUCAAGUCUUACAGCAUCGGCGAUCCCUCAUGCCAAAUUUGACUUGACAAACAUCCUUCACGGCGAACAAUACAUCGAGCUGUUCGAUUCCGUCCCUACCGAAGGCCUCCUGACUACAACCAGCACUGUAUUGGACGUGUUGGACAAGCGAUCUGGUGCUCUGGUAACUACCCUGUCGGAAUCUUUCGAUGAGAAUGGAACUCUAGUAGCACGUGGCCAAAGCAGCACGUUUGUUGUUGGAGUCGGAAAUUUCAACGGCAAAACAAAAGCCAGCCCUGAAGUGAAACAGAUUGUUCCGAACCCAAAACGCACACCGGAUGCAUCGGUUGAAGUGAAAACUUCCAGGGACCAGGCAGCCCUUUACCGGUUGUCUGGGGAUCUCAACCCGAUGCACAUUGAUCCCAGCUUUUCGGCAAUCGCCGGAUAUAAGAUACCCAUCUUGCAUGGCCUCUGCACUAUGGGAAUAUCCGUAAAAGCAGUGCUGAAGCAGUUUGGUGGCGAUGAUCCAACUCUUUUCAAGGCAGCUAAAGUGCGUUUUUCGAAACCGGUACUACCCGGCCAAACGUUGCGUGUUGAAAUGUGGAAAGAACCCAACAACAGGGUCUGUUUCCGCACCCUCGUCGUCGAAACGAGUACCGAAGUUCUUACGGGUGCUUACGUCGAUUUUAAGAAGCUUAUCGUGAAACCCAACAUGACCGCAGGAAAGGACCUUGUUAGCGAUGCCGUGUUCACCGGCAUCAAGGAACGCAUUGCCGAAAACGAAGCCAAAGCAAAGGCCAUCAAUGCCGUGUUCCUGUACAAGAUCACCGAUGCCGGCAAGGUCGUGAAAGAAUGGGUGCUGGACCUGAAGAACGCCAAAGUUUACGAAGGCCCAGUCCAAGGUAAAGCCGACACCACGAUGACCAUCUCCGACGGGGAUAUGGUUGAUCUGGCUCUCGGCAAGCUUGCCCCGCAGACCGCCUUCAUGAAGGGAAAGCUCAAAAUCACCGGAAACAUUAUGUUGGCUCAAAAGCUGGCUCCUCUGCUGAAAACCGAAGCGAAGCUGUAAGCUUCUUCAGGCGCUGUUUCCCCUUGCUCUUAAGAACUUUACAAAACAUUCCACUAAGCGCACCUUUAGUGGACACAACAACAACAACACAGUGGUGAUAAGGAUAGUUUACACAUGUAAGUAAUCAUUAUGUUUAGUAUAACAAAAGUAUUUUGUAUUUACUCUACGGUGGGUGAAUUCAAUUUUUGCAUGAAAAUGGAACUGGGGCAAUAAACAAAUGUUUAUAAUUUA
Messenger RNA from Uranotaenia lowii, 2525 nucleotides. RefSeq names its product peroxisomal multifunctional enzyme type 2-like. The transcript has 6 exons. The record is from RefSeq and is a predicted model, not a curated record. Lineage: Eukaryota; Metazoa; Arthropoda; Insecta; Diptera; Culicidae. Gene Ontology annotation, cellular component: cytosol. The coding region runs from base 135 to 2294 and encodes 719 amino acids. Gene Ontology annotation, molecular function: oxidoreductase activity.